AUGAUUGUCUCUAGACGCAUAUUCGCCCUGAUUUCCGUGGCCGCGGUCUCGGUACUUCACGAAGCCGCUCUUCGUCCCGAGACUGGCGCCACGCUGUUACCCUCGCCAGAAGGGCUAACAACAGGGCCAUCGCUUCCGCUUUCUACUCUGCUCGUCGGUAACCGGGGAAAGCUGAUCGAUGAUAGCGAAUAUAUCGUCGUGCGAGGCGCCCGCGCGGACAAUGGAGAUGAACUGGUCGAGCGAGUCCCGAUCGCAUUGCUUGAUGAAUUCAAGCAGCCUCGAGGUGUUGGAUCGGUAAUAGGCGAGUCUGGUUGCGGCCGAUUGAUUGCUACUAUUGUUGAGAGACGCAGAGAUGUCAGGUUCACCCUUCAACUAGUCGUUGUGCAGAGUUGA
Molecule: messenger RNA, 393 nt
Organism: Penicillium subrubescens
Lineage: Eukaryota; Fungi; Ascomycota; Eurotiomycetes; Eurotiales; Aspergillaceae
Exons: 2
Coding region: 1-393 (130 amino acids)
Source: RefSeq, a predicted model, not a curated record